AUGGGUGAUUUGGCUCAGCUUACUCAGUCUGUGAUUUUAGGUUUAAUUGUUUCUUACCUUUUAGCUAAACUCAUCUCCAUGGUCGUCACGAUUAAAGAAGACAAUCUCUUCCUUACUCACCACCACGACCCCGAACAGGAGACUAAACCGGUGGUUGACUCGAGCAGAGUCGUGUCUUCCACCAUCGGUGGUGUGGGGGAUACGCUAGUGGCGGAGCAGAGUAGCUCUGGUGAGGAAGAAGAUGAUGAUUGGGAAGGCGUGGAGAGCACGGAACUCGACGAGGCUUUCAGUGCCGCUACUCUCUUUGUAACUAACCGAAAGGUCCCUAGUGAUGUUCAGCAGAAGCUUUAUGGACUGUAUAAGAUCGCUACGGAAGGGCCUUGUACUGCUCCGAAGCCUACUGCUCUUAGACUUACUGCUCGUGCCAAGUGGCAAGCAUGGAAGAAACUGGGUGCUAUGCCCUCUGAGGAAGCGAUGGAGAAGUAUAUUGGGAUUGUCACUCAGCUUUAUCCAACUUGGUUAGACGGUGGCGUGAAAGCUGGAAGUGGGGAUGUUGAAGUCUCCAACUCAGGAGGAACCAUGGCUUAUGAAGAGGAAUCCAAAAAUGAGUUGAAGAUUGAUGCCAUCCAUGCGUUUGCUAGAGAAGGUGAAGUAGAGAAUCUGCUUAAAAGCAUUGAAAGUGGCAUUCCAGUAAAUGCAAGAGACAGUGAAGAUCACACACCAUUGGACUGA
Molecule: messenger RNA, 732 nt
Organism: Eruca vesicaria subsp. sativa (arugula)
Lineage: Eukaryota; Viridiplantae; Streptophyta; Magnoliopsida; Brassicales; Brassicaceae
Source: the annotation of a GenBank genome assembly